AGUAAACGUGUAAAAUUACAAAUUGAACGCAAUUCUUCUUAAUUUCUUUCAGAAGUCUGUGUGUGCAGAGAAAGUGAAAGUUGAGGCACAGAGAAGAACAGAAAAAAGUGAUUCAAUAUGGUUUGCUUGGCAUGUUUAUUGCCGCUCUUCCUCGUUCCCAUCGUAAAUGUCUUGCCCCUCCUAUUCGAUUUUAUCAUGGGCAAAGUGUAUAAGCUUUUUGGUUGGGAGUACAGGAAGCCGGAAAGGGCUCCACCUGCUUGUCCAUACAAACCCGCUGCUUCCAAGGUCACCAAAGUAGGGGAAGAAAUCGGAACACAACCUCUUGACCAGACACUGGGAACAGAUCAUAAUAAGCAUGACUGAGAAUGCAACUCCAAUCAUUAAAAUUAUAUACUUUAUGCCUUCCAAUAUUUUCCUAACUCUGUGCUGCAUAGUGCAACUUUUCUGUCAUUCGUUUGGGUACAAGAGAGCUUUGAGACAGUAAUAAGAUAAGGUUUAAUUCUAUGAUUCUGGUGAUUUUGGUCAGAGUAACAAAGGAACACAUUUUUUAAAGAGUCCAAACACUACUUGUUUGCUGGAAAUAUAAAUGGAAACAGUUGUGCCAGA
Molecule: messenger RNA, 606 nt
Organism: Telopea speciosissima
Lineage: Eukaryota; Viridiplantae; Streptophyta; Magnoliopsida; Proteales; Proteaceae
Exons: 4
Coding region: 118-363 (81 amino acids)
Source: RefSeq, a predicted model, not a curated record